UCAAGGAGGAAGUGCAGAAAUGGAGGCGGCCGUGUUCAUUUUAUCCCUCGUCGACUGCUGCUCUUUAAUAUUCCUCUCCGUCUAUUUUAUAAUUACUCUAUCUGAUCUGGAAUGUGACUACAUCAAUGCUCGAGCCUGCUGCUCCAAGUUAAACAAGUGGGUGAUUCCGGAGCUGAUCGCUCAGGCUCUGCCCACAGUAUUAAUGCUGGUCUCCAUGCACUGGUUUGUGCUCCUGCUCAACCUGCCUGUGGCUGCAUGGAACAUUUACAGAUUUGUGAAGGUGCCGAUGGGGAACAUGGGAGUUUACGACCCAACAGAGAUCCACAACCGAGGCCAGUUGAAGACCCACAUGAAGGAGGCCAUGAUCAAACUGGGCUUCCACCUGCUCUGCUUUUUCAUCUACCUGUACAGUAUGAUCCUGGCGCUCAUCAACGACUGACCCCACACACGCGCACACACACACUUCUGCCGCCAAAGCAGGUCCAGGAUCAGCCCAAAACCCUGCUCCACUGAUCAAGAUGAAGAUUCACCCCAUCUCUGUCCAUCCACAACUGCUGCUCAGGGCUGAAGUUUCAAGACAAUCUCACACACACACACACAGCUCGCAUUCAUCCCCAAGAGAUGACACAAUAUUUGGCGUUAGGAUAGCUGUGCUUGUUUUAUGACACACACUUCUGCCACUAUGAUUAUUUCAUGACAAUUAAGCAGAUUUUAAUUUGCAUAAUGAUUGUUUUUCGUAUCACACUCCACGUUUGUUCUGUUGUUUUUAAAUGAAUGCAUAUUAUUAAAUUAAUAAUAAUAAAGUGAACAUUUAUUUUAUUAACAUAUAUUGUUAUUAAAUAUAUAAUUGAAAUUAUGACACGUUAAUAAUAUUAUCGUAACUCAUGGUGGCCAAUAAUAACUUUAAAUAUGUUAAUGAGCAGUACAAUUGCACACAAAUUUGGGUCAUUUGCAUAUUUCUCAUCAUAACGAAGACUAGAUUUUUUAAUCUUAACUGUAUAAUUUUUGAAAGAUUAAAAUAUUUGUGCCCAAUACAGAUUCAAACGAAUGCUAUUGUAAUUAAUAAUGACAAACAAUAAUAAUGUUUUAAGAAUAAAGUUGUAUUUAUUUUUGUAACAUUAAAAAAUUAAGUUGACAUUAUUGCUGUUAAAAUAUUCAUUAAAUAUGAUUAUUAACUAAUAAUACUAACAAUACAAAUGAUAAGUAAUUAAUAGUAGUAAUAUUGUAAUUAAUAAUGACUAGUAAUAAUAAUAAUAACUAUUCUGGUUAUGGAUUAAGAAUAAUAAAUAGAAGCAGUACCAUAAUGAGCAAAGUUUGGCCAUUUAUAUCACAUUUCUGGUUUAUUAUAAUGAAAACUUUGAUUUAUAGGGUAAUCCUGUAAACCUUUAUGGUAAGACUUUAUUUGGAUGGUCUCUAUUGCACAUUUUGUUGACUAAAAGUUGCAUUGCACUACAUGCCAAUUAGUCCUCAUUUGAGUAUUAGUAGACUGUCUGCUUAAUAUCUGCUGAUACUGCUCCUUCAACACACAUUUAACUGACUAUAAACUUUACAAGUACACGUCAACUUACAUUCAACAAAAUAUGUUAAAGAGACCAUCAAAAUAAAGUGAUAUCAACUUUAUUAUUAAAAAAAUAUGAUAAUUAUUGCUCAAUAAUGCUAACAAUAAUAAUUAACGCAAAUAAAGAAUCAUUUUAAAGCACAAAUAUCGGGGUUUUUUUUCCAUUCUGGAGAUUAAAAUCUGCUUAAUUGUCAUGUAAAUAAAGAUCACAGUUUCAUUCAUUUAUUUUUUUAUGUUUCAUGUUUUGCCACAUUGAUUUGCAUGCGUUUUUUAAUCACUGUUUGGGAGGUUUUGGGUGUAUAAAAUAUUUGUCGUUUUAUUGACUUCUGCUCAUCUCAUUUGAGAAAUGCGGCUCCUCCUGCUUUUCUCAUCAGAUCGCUAAACCUGAUAUUUUAAAUGCGGUAGUGACGGUCGCUCUCGCUAAUCCAGCCCUGAAGGCAUCAUGUUUGAGGCUGAAGUUUAGUUUAUAUUGAAAGUUUCGAUUGCAGCCUGUUUCCAACCAUUGAGUUAUUUUAUAUUUUACAUUACAGUAAUUGAUAUUUAAAGGGAGAGUUCACCCAAUGCUUUACAUUUCUGGGUGAACUCUCCCUUUAAAUAUUAAUUACAGCAAUGUUAAAUACUAAAUAACUCAAUGGCUGUAAACGGGCCGCAAUCGCAUCAUUACUGUGAUUAAUAUUUAAAGGGAGAGUUCACCCAGAAAUGAACAUCCUGAGGGUAAGUCAGUGGCUGAAUUUUCAUUUUUGGGUGAACCAUCUCUCUUAAUAUCACAGGAAUGAUUCGAUUACAGUCUGUUUACAACCAUUAAGUUAGUUUUUUUUAUUUCAAUUGAUAUAUAAAGGGAUAGUUCACCCAGAAAUUUAAAUUCAUUACCCCCGGGAUGUUCUAAACCCUUAGAAAUGUCUUUGACAGCCCAAUUUACUGCCAUAGUAGACUAAAUAAAUACUAUGGGAGUGGCGGGAUCUGUUUGGAUACUGAUCUUCUUCCUAAUAUCAUCCUUUGUGUUUGUGCAGAGGGAAACUUUAAACUGGUUUGGAUCAAACAAUGAGUAAAUGAUGGAAGUAUUCGAUUUUUGGGGUGAACUGUCUCUUUAAGGGGAAUUCUCUGUAUGUUUUUCGAUUUAUUUCUGUAUCUUUGGAUUUGUUAUGCUGCCUGCAGAUUUAUAGUUCAUAUCGAAAUGCAAAUAAUGAUGCAAUAUAAUACACACGCACGCACACACACACACACACACACACACACACACACACACACACACACACACACACACACACACACACACACAUAUAUAUACAAAAGAUCUGCCAUUUGAUUUGUGGUUUUGUUAUGUUUUAAGGGGUAGUUCACCCAAAACUGAUAAGUCUGUAAUGUUUUAUUCACCCUUUAAUUGUUCGAAACCAGCCAGAGUCUCUUUCUACUGUUGAACACAAAAGAUAGUUCGAAAAAUGUUGGAAACCUGUAACCAGUGACUUUCAUGGUAUUAGUUUUUCCUAUUUUGGAACUUAUCUGGUUUCUAACAUUCUUCAAAGUAUCUUCUUUUUGAACAAAAGAUAGUUUGAAAAAUGUUGGAAACUUGUAACCAUUGACUGUCAUGGUAUUUAUUUUUCAUAUUGAGAGUUAACUGGUUUCUUAUUUUUGAACACAAAAGUGGGUUUGUUAGUCAAUGGUUACAGGUUUCCAACAUUUUUCAAACUAACUUUAGUGUUUAAAAAGAAGACACUUUGAAUAAUGUUAGAAACUGGUAACUUCCAAAAUAGGAAAAACAAAUACUAUGAAAGUCAAUGGUUACAGCUUUCUAACAUUAUUUUUAUUUUAAAAGAUAACCGGUUUCUAACAUUCUUCAAAGUGUCUUCUUUUUGAACACAAGAGAUAGUUUGAAAAAUGUUGUAAACCUGUAACCAUCAACUUUCAUAGUAUUUUUUCCUAUUUUGGAAGUUAACCGGUUUCUAAAAUUCUUCAGUCACUUUAUGAACACAAAAUGUAGUCAAUGGUAAAAGGUUUCCAACAUUUUUCAAACUAUCUUUAGUGUUCAAAAAGAAGACACUUUGAAGAAUGUUAGAAACCAGAUAAGUUCCAAAAUAGGAUAAACAAAUACUAUGAAAGUCAAUAACUACGGUUUUCCAACAUUUUUCAUAGUAUUUGUUUUUCCUAUUUUGGAAGUUAACCGGUUUCUAGCAUUCUUCGAAGUAUCUUCUUUCGUGUUCAAUAGAGGAAAGAAACUCAUAAACCACUUGAAGGUGAGUAAAUUUUUGGGUGAACUGUCCCUUUAAUGGUUCCAGCACCUGUAAAACUGAUGAAUGCUAACGGUUCAGCCAAUCAGACAACAGUACAGCUGAUCACAUUCAUGACUCCUCAAUAUUCUUAUUAAAUGCUGUCGUUUGGGGGAAAGGUUGUUAGUUGUUCAGUUGAGAUUCAUGUCAUCGGUUUGUUUUUCCAUAUUUGCAUUUGUGGGGUUUCUUAAAUAAAAAGAAGAUAAAAAUGUUA
Molecule: messenger RNA, 4036 nt
Organism: Danio aesculapii
Lineage: Eukaryota; Metazoa; Chordata; Actinopteri; Cypriniformes; Danionidae
Gene: cnih4
Product: cornichon family AMPA receptor auxiliary protein 4
Exons: 5
Coding region: 20-439 (139 amino acids)
Biological process (GO): endoplasmic reticulum to Golgi vesicle-mediated transport
Cellular component (GO): endoplasmic reticulum membrane; COPII-coated ER to Golgi transport vesicle
Source: RefSeq, a predicted model, not a curated record